UUAGCGGCGCGGUUGUUGCUGUUGCUGUGCUGGACGUGCAAGUGCAGUCUGCACCUGUUGGGUUUCUGCCUGUCGCGUGGAGAAAUUGCACCGGUUGGGUUUCUGCCUGCUGUGUUGCUCUUAAGUGCGUGUGACGUUGCGGGGAGGUCUCCUUUGGGAUUUGUUUCUGCCCUUGGAGGAGGAGGCAUUGGGUGGGUGACAGAUCCCAGCCAUGCCCCUUUCAACCCAAGGGGAAACCCAAGGGGAAGAGCAGAAUGUGCUGGUUGCAAGUCUUGACAAUGUCAGAAACCUCUCCACCAUCCUGAAAGCUGUUCAUUUUAAAGAUCACGCCACCUGCUUUGCAACUGCAAAUGGACUCAAGGUCACAGUGGAAAAUGCCAAGUCUCUGCAAGCCAAUGCUUUUAUUCAGGCAGGGGUUUUCCAAGAAUUUACGGUACAAGAAGAAUCUGUGAUGUUCAGAAUCAAUCUAGCUGUCCUUCUAGACUGCUUGACCAUAUUUGGGACAAGUUCUUUGUCAGGCACUCAGACAGCCCUCCGGAUGUGCUAUCGGGGUUAUGGUUACCCUUUGACGCUUUUCCUGGAGGACGGUGGUGUGGUGACUGUAUGCAAAAUCAACACUCAGGAACCAGAAGAGAUCCUCGAUUUUGAUUUCUGCAGCACAAAUGUUGUGAAUAAGAUCAUCCUGCAGUCAGAGGGGCUCCGAGAGGCAUUUUCCGAACUAGAUAUGUCCAGCGAAGUAUUGCAGAUUACUGUAUCUCUAGAAAAGUCUAAUUUGAGACUUUCCACUUUUGGGAAUGCUGGAAGCACACAUCUAGACUACCCUAAAGAUUCAGACUUAAUUGAAGCCUUUCACUGUAACCAAAGCCAGACAAACAGGUAUAAGAUUGCAUUACUCAAGCCAUCAACUAAAGCACUAGUUUUAUCCUGCAAGGUGUCUAUUCGAACAGAUAACAGAGGCUUUCUCUCACUGCAAUACAUGAUCAGGAAUGAGGAUGGACAGAUCUGCUUCGUAGAGUUUUACUGUUGCCCUGAUGAGGACGUAACUGAAGCAGAGAUUUAGCUGUGAAGUACAAACUGUUAUUUUGUUCCCCCUUUAUUAAAAGCCAUAUUGGAUGCUCAGCUGUUAAACAAUGAAUGAAAGCUUGGACAACAAUUGUGAGAUUUACUUACCUCUGUUUUAGAGGCAAGAUCUAUUGCAAUGGGUAAUUUGGCCUCUUGACAUGUUUGGAAAGAGUCAUUGUGUAUGGUGAAGCUUUUUUGGCAAGAAAUAUAGAACGACUAUUCUGA
Messenger RNA from Podarcis muralis (Common wall lizard), 1287 nucleotides. Lineage: Eukaryota; Metazoa; Chordata; Lepidosauria; Squamata; Lacertidae. The record is from RefSeq and is a predicted model, not a curated record.